AUGGCGACAGCAUCUGACCAGCUGCCCGCAACAGAGACGGAUCCCCUUCUGCCUUCCAGUGUCGUUGGUAAGAGUGCGCAAGAUGGUGGCCGCGACGACCGAUUCAAGGAUGACGGCGACGACGACGAUGACCGGAACGAUGACGACGACGACGCGCCGCUUGUCCCGCUUGGCGCAUACAUCGAGACGGACCCGACCGUGGGGGAGUGGCUGCUACGACACCGUCCCACGAGGCGCUCGGCAGUACGAUAUGUCAGGAGCUUGUUUCCCUUUCUCGGCUGGCUCCCUCGGUACAAUACAAAGUGGUUUAUCGGGGAUGCUAUCGGAGGCAUCACGCUGGGCUUCGUAGUCGUCCCCCAGACCAUGGCCUACGCGUUACUGGCCGGCCUGCCACCGCAGUAUGGCCUGUACACUUCGUUUGUUGGCACAUCGCUGUACUGGCUAUUCGGUACAUCCAAGGACGUUGCAAUCAGCGCAACCGCCGUCCUAUCUCUCCUCGUUGGCCGUGUCGUCAACACCGUGACAGCCGAACACCCCGAGUACCGCAACCAAGACGUAGCUGAGUGCAUCUCCCUCGUCUCCGGCUUGUGCCUGCUCAUCUUUGGCCUCUUGCGUCUCGACUGGAUCAUCGAGCUGAUCCCCCUCGUCGCCAUCUCCGCCUUUGUCACCGGCGCGUCCAUCACGAUCACCCUCAGCCAGCUGCCCGGCGUCCUGGGCAUAACGGGUAUUCGUGCCAAGGAAUCGGCCGUCAGCGUGUUUUUACAGCUUGUGCAUAACAUUGGAAACGCCCGAGCCGGCGAUGCUGCCGUUGGGCUGAGCGCUCUCGUCUUUCUCGAAUCUAUCAAGUGGUACUCGGCGCGCAUGCUGGCUCGGCCACGCGCAAACGACCGGCUGUGGUCUACGGUGGCGUCGCUGAGGAUGACGCUCGUCAUGUGUGCCUACACUAUCAUGAGUGCCGUUGUGAACUACGGCCAGUCGCAGCAGGAGGCUGCCUUUAGGCUCCUGGGCCCCGUCCCCUCGGAUCUAGGCUUCCCCGUCGUGGACAGAACGCUUCUACUAAGCAUCAGCCCCCACGUCCCGGCCGUGAUUUUGGUCCUCAUCGUCGAACACAUUGCCAUUGCAAAGUCGUUUGGCAAGAUCAACAACUACGUCGUCGUCCCGUCCCAGGAGAUGAUAGCCACGGGCAUAACCAACCUAGUCGGGGGCAUGUUUGGCGCCUACUCGUCCACGGGCAGCUUCACGGGCACCGCUAUCCUGUCCAAGGCCGGCGUGCGCACGCCGCUGGCGGGCACCUUCAAGGCCGCCAUCGUCAUGAUGGCCCUUUACUGGCUUACCUCGGUCUUCUACUACAUCCCCAUGGCGGCUCUUUCGGGUCUGAUCGUCCAUGCCGUCAGCAACCUCGUUACGUCGCCCGGCGAGCUGCGCCUCUUCUGGCUGAUAUCUCCUCCUGAUUUGUUCAUCUACGUCGUCGGCGUUUCCGUUUCCGUCUUUGGCAACCUGGAGACUGGAAUAUACGCCACUGCAGGACUCUCGCUCGUAUUCCUGCUCUACAGGGUCGCUCGCGCCGAGGGCAAGUUUAUGGGACGCGCAUCCGUGAGCCGGUACGUCGCGGAGCCGCGCCAGCAGAUUGGGCCCACCGACAGGAGCGCUGCUGUCGGCGGUGCCCCUCGCUGGAGGGAUGUGUACCUCUCCCAUGAACGAGAUGACGGCACCAACCCCCAUGUCAAGGUCGAAAACCCUUACCCGGGCGUCUUCAUCUUCAAGCUCACCGAGAACCUCCACUACCUCAACCAAGCGCACAUUGUCCAGCAGGUCGUAUCCCACAUCACAUCUCGGACGCGCAGGGCCAUCCGCGACGACCCCGACAAGACGGCCCGCGACCGGCCGUGGAACGACCUCGGGCCGGAGACAUCUCCCGGCGAAACAGUCCCAUCUGAAGACAACCACCUACCACCGCUCCACGCUCUCGUCCUGGACAUGUCGGCCGUCAAUGACAUGGACGUCACAUCCGUCCAAGGGCUCACGGACCUGCGCCACCGCCUUGAGCAGUGGGCGUCGCCUGAAAAAGUGGAGUUUCACCUCGCCAAUGUGACGAACCGAUGGACGAGGAAAGCCCUUGCGGCCUGUGGUUUUGGCCAGCCGUCCUCCCUGGACGGAUGGAACCCCGAAUUUACCAUUGCAGAACUCGGCAGCAGCGGUGGCGGAGCUGGUCCUGUUUAUAAUCACCAUCACAACCGCCAGUCUGUGCUACAGGAAAACGGCUACAUCCGCCAUUUCAUACACGCAACGAGUGGAAAUGGCUUCGUGGAGUUGGGAAGUGACGAGGAGGGGGCCUCAAGUCCCAGGUCGCGGCAAUUUGGCUCAUUGAUCGGAAUGGACAGGCCGCAUUUCCAUGCUGAUCUGGACACUGCUGUCCAAUGCGCGGCUAGGAGUCUUGGGAAGAAACGUGGCAGAACGGCAGCAACGACAAAUUGA
Molecule: messenger RNA, 2475 nt
Organism: Geosmithia morbida
Lineage: Eukaryota; Fungi; Ascomycota; Sordariomycetes; Hypocreales; Bionectriaceae
Product: solute carrier family 26 (sodium-independent sulfate anion transporter), member 11
Exons: 5
Coding region: 1-2475 (824 amino acids)
Biological process (GO): transmembrane transport
Cellular component (GO): membrane
Molecular function (GO): sulfate transmembrane transporter activity
Source: RefSeq, a predicted model, not a curated record